AUGCCUAUCCAAAUUCCCAUCGAUAUGAUCACUUCACGCUUUGGUGAUCGAUUCAACAACAUCCGCAGCCAAUCCCUGACCACCCGCUUUGCGAACUUGCGCCCCGUCUCUGAAUUCUUCGACGUCAAGCGCUUAUCCAAGCCAGCCAACUUUGGCGAGAUCCAGAGCCGUGUCAACUACAACCUCUCCUAUUUCUCUAGCAACUAUGCCGUCGUCUUUGUUAUGCUCAGCAUCUACAGUUUGUUGACCAACCCCGUACUGCUAUUCGUCAUCAUCCUCGUCACCUGCAGUCUCUACGGUAUUGGCAAGCUCGACGGUCGCGAUCUAGAUCUCGGUUUCCGCCGUUUCAACACUUCGCAGCUCUACACUGCAUUGCUGUGUGUUGCCGUGCCCCUGGGUCUCUGGGCCUCGCCUUUCUCCACCGUCCUGUGGCUCAUUGGCGCAACUGGUGUGACCGUCUUUGGUCACGCUGCAUUCUUGGAUAAACCCAUCGAGAAUGCUUUUUCCGAGGAGGCGGUCUAG
Molecule: messenger RNA, 522 nt
Organism: Penicillium verhagenii
Lineage: Eukaryota; Fungi; Ascomycota; Eurotiomycetes; Eurotiales; Aspergillaceae
Product: putative COPII vesicles protein Yip3
Exons: 1
Coding region: 1-522 (173 amino acids)
Cellular component (GO): Golgi apparatus
Source: RefSeq, a predicted model, not a curated record